CUCAUCUCGCCUCUACCCAUCUCUUCAUCAGUCCAUCAUGUCCCAGCCCAACCCCGCAUCUACCGUACCAAGCAGCCUGCCGUCCGGGGCCGACGUCGCGCCUCCCGCGAGCACGGCGCCCGCGAGCGGCACGGCGAGCACUACCACGCCGCCGCCCGCCAAGGGCCCCACCUUCGACACCCCGCCCGCUGCUUCCUCUUCCGCCCCUGCCGGCGCCGGCGUCCCUCCCGCGAGCCAUGCCGCAGGCGAGGCGGGCGAGGCGGGCGCGCACGGCGGCAUCUUGCAGCAGGCGAGGGAUAUGGCCAAGCCUUACCUCGAGCAGGUCGACAAGACCGCCCGGCCGUACCUCGAGAAGGCGCAGGCGAGCGCUAAGCCAUACACUGACGCGGCGAUGGCGAAGGGCCAGGAGAUCAAGGAAUACCUCGAGGGCAAGAACCACCCCGACCACCAUAAGACGCAGACGGAGGGCGACAUCGCCGGUAUUGGCGGCACGGGCAUCGCCGACACGCGUGCCGCAGCCGGUAGCCCGCCGGCUGAGCCUGGGACCUACCCCGCCGCUCCGCCGCAGAGCCUCGGACACAAGGCUCUGGGCAUGUUUGACUACGGACUAGUGUCGGUGAAGUCCGCCCUUAACACUCUUGGCAACACGAUCGACAACAAGACGGCGACGCCAGAGAAGCCUGGUCUUUACACGCAGGCGUCCACCGUCGCGUCCAAGGGCCUUGCGUCGAUCCAGAAGGCCGUCGGCGAGCCGUCUGCGGGCGCUGGUGCUGGGUCUGCAGUAGGUGCGGGCGCUGGUGUCGGUGCUGCUGCAGGUGCUAGCACUGGAGCUACUACCGGUGCGACUGUGACGGCUGCGACGGGAUCUGGCGCUGCAGUACCUCCGACGACUGCAACAGGGGCGUCUGCGGCCAACCCGCACCCGGUGAUGACGACGACGAACACGAUCGCACACAACAGCAAGGACGGGGACCCGGUUGUCUAG
Molecule: messenger RNA, 985 nt
Organism: Cutaneotrichosporon oleaginosum
Lineage: Eukaryota; Fungi; Basidiomycota; Tremellomycetes; Trichosporonales; Trichosporonaceae
Source: RefSeq, a predicted model, not a curated record